Molecule: messenger RNA, 4879 nt
Organism: Argiope bruennichi
Lineage: Eukaryota; Metazoa; Arthropoda; Arachnida; Araneae; Araneidae
Gene: cdi
Product: dual specificity testis-specific protein kinase 2-like
Exons: 12
Coding region: 243-2732 (829 amino acids)
Biological process (GO): protein phosphorylation; actin cytoskeleton organization
Cellular component (GO): nucleus; cytoplasm
Molecular function (GO): protein serine/threonine kinase activity; ATP binding
Source: RefSeq, a predicted model, not a curated record
GUCGCAUUAUUCUGACAGAUGAUGUUUUAAUCUGCAGUGCGAGGGAUGUGCAAAUUUUCUAGUCUGGAAUUAAGUAGCCGGUCCGUAGUUAGUGAUUAAUUUAUCACUUAUAUUUGCAAUGACUUAAGUGCUCUGACGCUUAAAUCAGCAAAUAAUUAGGAUUACUGACUGGUGCUAGUAUGGGCCAAGAGAUUUGGUUUAAGGCAAAAUUGUUUCCUUUUGUUACUUGAAUUAUAAAUAUAAUGUCUGCAAGUGGAGAAGCUCUCCUUUAUAACUGUCGCUCCUUGGAGCAUUCAGACAAUGGACCUGUGUACUCUCAUAUAGUUUCUGUGCGUAAUGGAGUUAAAAAUGUUAGUAAUAUUUCCAAAAAAUAUUCUAAACCGUCAAGGUCUAUGUCUACUUGUGUGCCAAGUUCUUCAUAUGAAGCAUUGCGUUAUGCAGUUGCUGCUCUUAAUCGUUUGGAUGAUUUUAAUUGUGAAAAGAUUGGAGCUGGAUUUUUUUCUGAAGUUUUUAAGGUGACUCAUCGCACUACCGGCCAGGUGAUGGUCCUGAAGAUGAACACAUCCCUUAGCAACCGAGCCAACAUGCUGCGCGAAGUUCAACUCAUGAACCGACUCUCCCAUGAAAACAUUCUCAGGUUCAUGGGAGUGUGCGUUCAUGAAGGUCAGCUGCAUGCGUUGACGGAGUACAUCAAUGGAGGUAGCUUAGAACAACUAUUACAAAACAAGCAUAUCGAACUAUCAUGGGAAACAAGAAUCAAAUUAUCAUUAGAUAUUGCUAGAGGCAUGUGUUAUCUGCAUUCACGAGGAGUUUUCCACAGAGACCUUACAUCAAAAAAUGUUUUGAUCAAGAUAGAUGAUGAAAUGACUGCUGUAGUGGGCGAUUUUGGGCUUGCAGAAAAGAUACCUGAUCCAAGGGAUCGAAGUCAACGCUUGCCUAUUGUUGGCUCUCCUUAUUGGAUGGCACCUGAAUGUUUGAAGGGACAAUGGUAUAAUGAAAAAGCUGAUGUAUUCUCAUAUGGAAUCAUAUUAUGUGAAAUAAUUGCAAGAAUCGAAGCAGAUCCGGAUAUUUUGCCAAGAACUGAGAAUUUUGGAGUAGAUUAUGUUGCUUUUAGUGAGAUGUGUGCAGAUUGUCCACCACAAUACCUGGAGCUUGCUUUUACUUGUUGUCGAAUCAAUCCAGAUAGCCGCCCAAGUUUCAAAGAAAUUGUUCACCAAUUGGAGAAAAUGCUGAAUGUUAUCAGUUCCAUGUCUGGUGGAUCCCAAUUAUUCUAUCCACCAGUUGUGUAUACAUCAUGUUGGGAUGAUGGGGAUAAUAUUGACAGUGUCAGAGCUAUAUUUGCCCAUGGCUGGAAUAAGCUAGGUUCACCGCCAAAUAAAAUUCCACAAAUUAAUACUACUCCAGUUAAAAUGUCAAAUUCCAGUGUUCCUCAAACACCAGUAACACCAAAACACAUAGGAGAAGCAAUGUCUAUAUGCGAUCCUCAUUACAAGCCUAACAAUAGUUCUCAUAAUCCUUUUGCUUCAUUGCCAAGGUUUUGGAAAGGAAAGAAGUUCCUAGAGCCAUCUGUCAACGACGUUGAUUUAGCUCAUUCGAUGAAUUUCGAUUUGAUGUCUCCUCCUAAACGUAAUACUCUUGCACCUUCAGAAAUGCCAGAAACUAAGAAAGAACAAUCAGAUUCUUCAUCAAGCAAAAAGCCUGCAAAAAAUCUUUCUAAAUCCUUGCCAUCAUCUCCCGUCCUCCACAGAAAGUCAUCAAAAUUACAAACUCGUUAUUCUCACCUAUGCAAUGGGGAUAUGCCAGAUUCUCCAAGGUCUGUCUCGCCAUGUCCAUAUUCUUCCCCAACUGCCAUGUCUCCUUUUGAUGAUGAUUCCUUUUCCGUCCAAGAGCAAAUGAAUGACUGCAAACUAGAUGAUGCUUGUAGCCAAUUAAGUAAGAGUCACCUGGAGACAGUCCCUGCCAUUGCCUGCGAAUCUCCUGCAGUGGUAAAUUUCAGAACAAAGACUCCUUCUUUGUGUGCCAAAUUGAGACGGUCAUCUGGAGAAUCUGGUUUCUUUAGUGUUGGAGAUAGAAGUAGCAAUUGUGAUCUCUCCUUGGAGAUGUACCCUACACAAGAAGACCUACCUUCAUGGACCACUGACAGCAACGCAGAACUUCGCCUUAAUGAUUCACCCAAUGAUCUAAGACAUGUUGGCAGUGUGGAUGGUAGAAAUAGCACAUGUGAUUUGUCCUUGGACAGUUACAAUUUACCAGAAGAUAUGCCAUCUUGGACCACAGAUGGCAGUAUAGAACUUAAUGAUACUGAUGAUAGUGGACAACUUAACAGCAUGGGUGGCAGAAAACGGCCAUCAUCAUGUUAUUCUGAUGAUUCCUGCUGCUGUGGGAACCACUCGCCUAGUAUCUGUGAAGUUGAUUUGGAAUUGAACAAAGAACAAUUUAGAAAAUCUAAGGACAUUUUUUGCAGCUUGCCUGUCUGUCGAAAGCUAGACAUUCAAGGUUUGGCUAUGUGCGAUUGCACGUGCCAUUUAUGUAGCACUGACACUUACUGUGGAAGUAAAGUGUCCUGUGCUGUAGAAGAGCUGUCUAGUCAUGAUGAAACUGUACAGCCCAAUUUAGAAAUUAUAAAACUCAGUGAUUCUUCCCUUGCUAGGCAUCAUACUAGCACUGUGUUAUCCAAGACAUGUGAAAAAGGAAAGAGAAUUGCAAAAUGCAUGAGAACGUCUUCUGAUUAAGUAGCAGUGCUUCAAGAAACUUGCCAAAUAUGGAUUGAAGCAACAGAAUUCUGUAAAAACCAAGCCCAAGAAGGGUAGCAAAUCUUCUAAUUGAUUUUUUUAGUUAAUUUCUUUUUCAGUUGUAUACAGUGUGUGAAUAAUUUUUAAAUGCUUUUUCUAUUGUCAAAGAUGAAGAAAAUGAAUGCCAAAGAUAAGUACCUUAAGUAGAUGUAUAAUAAUUUAUUGGUAGAAUGAAAUUUUUGUAUAAAUUUGUAUAUAUGUUGUACAGAAUAUCUAAAAUUGUUUCCCUUGUAACAUUUACAUACCCUGAUAGGUUUCUCAAAGAAAUAACAUUAUGUACAUGUUUUUUGAAAUGUUGCCAUUAUUUUUCAAAUACUUUUAUAAAAGAAAAUUAAUCAGACUUCUUUUUUGCUGAGUUGUAAUUAAAAUUGUUUCAUUCCAUAUUUUUCUUUUUACAAAUAUUUUUCAGUUACUUGAAAAGUUAAUAUUCACUUUUCUGUAAUGUAUCUAAAUGUCCAUAUAAUAAUAAUAUUUAUGUAUUAAAUUAUAAAAUAGUCCAAUAAUGAUUCUAGGCUUCCUUGAAUUGGUAAUUUAUCUUUUAUAUGAAAUUACCAGCAUAUAUACUUGUAUAUGAUGGCAGGGAUCUGUAAAAAUAGUUAAGAGUUCUGUUGUGAAUUUUUUUUUAUAUAUAAUGUUAUUAGGUUAAUAAAAAAAGUUCCUAAAUUGAUUUUGUCUAAAAUUUACAUAGAAUUUAUUUAUUGUUUUAAUAUUUCUUCUAAAGCUAUCCUAGUAAAUUUGGACAAUCUAAGUACAAACAUAUAAAGUUCUAAAAAUAUAUUUCUAAUCAAAUGUUUUAACAUUAAACUAAUAUUAUCUUAAUAUAUAAAUUAUGGAAUAUUAGGAAAUAAUUAUUUUAUUUGUUAUUGUAUUUAUCUUACCUUUUUUUUUUUUCAAAACUUUAAAAAUUUUGACAUUUUGAGUCACUUGUAUAAAAAUUAUUUACGAAAGUCACCAUAAUACAAAAUAGAAAUUUUAGAUAUAAAUGAUUAAUCUAAUAUUUGUAUUAUUUCUGAAAUUUUAAGUAGCAAAUCAUUGCUGAAUAACAUAAUUUGGCAUUUAACAUAAUUUUCUAAUCAUCUCGGUGUAAUUUUGAAAUCAUUAAAUUAUUUUUAAGCCUCACUGAAAUUAUUUUAUGAUGUGCAUAACUAUACAUUUUAAUUAAAAUUAAAUCCAUUCUACUUAAAAUGACAAAGAUUUUAAAUUAAGUACAAAUUACAAUAAGCAUAUGCUCUAUUAUGAUCACAAAAAUAAAUAUUUAAUGCAUAUUAAUCUACAUAAAAAUUAGUUAUAGGCAAAAGUAUUUUUCUAAACACAAAAUUUAUCACGUUUAUAAAAUUUUAAAUUUUGUAGGUGGCAAAUAAAUUUCCAAUAAAAAUAUUUUAAAAUAUUUAUUUAAAUAUGAAAUUUAUAUGUAUAUCAUUUGUUUCGUAUUUACAGGAGAAUGCAUCUUAUUUUUUUGAAAUUUUUCUAAUUUAUUGUAUGAAUUUGUCUAUGUAAUAUCCAAGAAAAGUUAUCUUAUUUAAAUCUUCAGUGUAAAUAUGCACAUUUGAAUUUAAUAAAUUAAGUAUUUUGACAUUAAUAAAAAAUUUAUAAAGGAGAUUUAAUUUAUUUACUAGUUUGCAUUGUGGAUGUAUUUUGGAUUUUGAGUGAUGCAAAGUUUUAUGAUAUAUGUAACUAAAAUGAAUUGUCACAAAAGAUUCUUUAAAGUGUGAAACACUGUAUUUUGAAUUUGUUUCUUGAUGUUUUAUAUUUGUUAGUUUCUUCUCUUUAUGCCAGAUUAGCACUAAAAAAUGUAUUAUCAAUGAUAUUUUAACAUUUUCAUUGUACAUCUAUAAAUGCUGGAAGAUUUGUUUUCUCCAUAUUGUGUUUUCUAUUUGUGUUUGACUUGUUUUGAUACUGAAUUUGUUUGAUCCAUUACUUUAAAAAUGAUUUAAAUUUGAUUGAUGACUACUUUAAUGAAAUUUUUUUUAUGUAAAAUGUACAGAUUAAUAUUUGAAUGUGAUUCAACUAAAGUAUUUUUUAAGGAAUGAACUCAUUGACUUCAGAGCUUGGAACAUAGUUGAAAUAAAACUUUAUUUUAUCAGGUU